GUGACUUCCUGAUUUUCCUCCCCUUAUAAACACAAGUGCAGGGCUGGGGUCCCAGGGAGUCAGGAGCAGAGAGCCUGGGGCACUCAGGCCAGCUCUGCCCGCACACCUGGAAGAUGAAGGUCUCCGCAGCUGCCCUCCUCUUCCUCAUCCUUGCUGCUGCCCUUGGACCCCCGGCCCAUGGAUACCCCGGUAGUGGAUCCCCACCCCAGGAUGCUGAUUUGGGUAUGCAGAUACAUGACAUGAAUCAAUCUGAUUGGAGCCACCUGACUGUUUUAAGAAGCUUUGGAGCGACAGGCGUGCACCGUCCCAGUGACUGCUGCCCCUCCUACACCCCCCGAAAUAUCCGAUGUGGAAACAUGGAGAGUUUUUACAAAACAAGCAGUGCAUGCUCCCAGCCUGCUGUAAUCUUCUUAACCAAGAGCAGGAAAAAGGUCUGUACCAACCCCACCAAUGAGAGAGUUCAGGAAUGCAUGAUGAAGCUGGAGUCAAAAAACACACUGGGAAAUGUGUCGGUUGAUGAGAAGCUGCACUAGAUGCCACACACCCGCCUCCACUCUCUCACCUUCUGGGAGUUUCCUGGGUUUCCUGGCCUGAAUUCUUUUGUCAAAAGCAACAAUUAUUGUACUCUUCUCUGCAAAAACUGUGCACCAGUAAAAAGUAUCCAAUUUAACUUCACUUAAACUUUAGGAGGAAUAAGAAAUGCAGAAAUUGCGAAACUUUGGAUUUGUGCUUUUUUUGAAAACGAGACAUCAUGGAAUAGUUUUUUAAGAAGGUAAAAACAUGACUCAUUCGAGUACAGAUGGAGUACGUGUCACAGAUGCACUGAACCCACUAAUGAGGGAACCAUGAAACUGCUUCCAUGAUUAUCUGGGGAUUAAAGAUUUACACAGUUAGUUGGGAAUGGCAUUCUGCAACUUAGAGAAAAACUGAGUAAUACCCAAGAUUGCAAUAUAACUGUCACUUCUGGAUUGUCUUUUCUACUGGGAAAAAAAAAACACUUGCAUCUGCUCCAGACAAAAAUUGCUAAGUUCACAGGGAAUCUCAGAAAGUCUGGGGCCUGAUCCAGAGCAAACAGAACAGCAAUCAGAAAUGCAUUUCCCAAGGGCGGGUAAAUUGCUUCCCAGAUAAGGCAAAGUUAAAGGAGUUCAUCAUCACCAAGCCCUCAUUCUAUGAACUGUUAAAGGGACUUAUUUAAGAAAAGACGGACAUCAACACUAUGAAAAAUGACAACAA
Messenger RNA from Phyllostomus hastatus (greater spear-nosed bat), 1233 nucleotides. Its product is annotated as C-C motif chemokine 15-like. The record is from RefSeq and is a predicted model, not a curated record. The transcript has 4 exons. NCBI's taxonomy places the organism in Eukaryota, Metazoa, Chordata, Mammalia, Chiroptera, Phyllostomidae. Gene Ontology annotation, cellular component: extracellular region. Gene Ontology annotation, biological process: positive regulation of GTPase activity; chemokine-mediated signaling pathway; immune response. Bases 114 to 533 code for a protein of 139 amino acids. Gene Ontology annotation, molecular function: chemokine activity; CCR chemokine receptor binding.